Protomyces lactucae-debilis is the source of this 408-nucleotide messenger RNA. RefSeq lists its product as uncharacterized. The record is from RefSeq and is a predicted model, not a curated record. The coding region runs from base 100 to 360 and encodes 86 amino acids. Lineage: Eukaryota; Fungi; Ascomycota; Taphrinomycetes; Taphrinales; Protomycetaceae. The transcript has a single exon.
CGCCUCGUGACAGUCUCCUGGCAGACAUCAAGGACAAGAUAUCUGUGUCUUCCUCUCAGACACACAUCCUUCAGCACCCUGGUCAGCAUACAAGCCAAGAUGGACAGGCGCGAUCUGUUUGCAUACACGUACUACGGCCUCCCCAUGGGUUCCGAGUGGCCCAUGGCGCCUGCAGAGGUCAUUGAGUCGUACAUGCGCAGACAGAACCACUUGCGCGCAACGGAGAGGGAGCAAGCUGCGUCUGCUGAGGAGCGCACUGCAGCCAGUCAUGGGCGUGGACAUAUCCAGGAGAAUGGAGAGGAGCGACCGCCGACUCUUGGUGAUGCAGUAGCGAGUCUGUCCAUUGCGCAAGUCGACUAAGCAUCCUGAUCUCGCCAUCCCAGCCAAAGAACCUCACCCACUUCGUUC